AUGAAAUCACCGGACGUCGCGGGAGGCACGUUCUUUGGCGGUGACUCGGGUUCUGGCAUUCGCUGCGAGUCGGACGACGAUGAGGACUAUUCCGCCAGUAUUAAUGCGAUCAUUCAACGGAAAGCAAGUGUUAAGAAAAAGCGCGGAGGCUACAAAGGUGGACAUCAUCGAAGAACUUCAAGUCCGGCUAGCCAGAUGAUGGGACUGGCAUCUGAACCGAUGGCCGAUGGACGACGUCGCUCCAGCGUCUACACUACCAGCUCGGGUGAGACGGGAAUUACGCUGCCCGGGGAUGACCACUCGAUUGGACGCGAUGAGUCGGCCGGACGGCAGGACAAGCUGUUCGAUACGAUUCGGCUGCAUAAGGAGGUGCUGCAGACGGUCAAACUGCAGCCAAUUAGUAUGAAGCGGAAGCUACGGCUUGUACAGCAGGCGAAAAGCUACAUCACCCGACACGAGGGAGCCUUACAGGAACAUUUUACCUCUCGAACGGCACGCAGUUUGCUGGCACAGUUUAACAUCUUUCUCACCACGAAAUGGCAACAACUACUUCGAGAGCUCGCUAAUCUGGCCACCUAUCUGAUACCGUGGGAAUCACGCAUCAAGGAAAUUGAAUCACACUUUGGUUCCGUCGUUGCCUCCUAUUUCACCUUUCUCCGUUGGUUGUUCUGGGUUAACGUCGUCAUCUCGGUGUUGCUGGUUGUGUUCAUCAUGGUACCGGAGGAGAUUUACGUCGAUCCGGUAAAGGCCAAAUGUGACAUCCGGAAGACCAUGUCCAGGCAAGAGUUGUCACUCACGAGAAACUUCAGUACGAUCUGGGAGUUUGAAGGUCAUCUAAAGUAUUCACCAUUAUUUUACGGCUACUACUCCACCUUCUCUGGAGCGAUUGCAUGGGGAUACAAUCUUCCUUUGGCUUACUUCUUCACCGGAUUGGUCGUGUACAUUUACAGCUUUGUGGCCACGCUAAAGAAAAUGGCUGAAAACUCGCGAAUGUCCAAGCUAUCCUCCAAAGACGAUGAGUACGUGUUUUCUUGGAAACUAUUCACCGGUUGGGACUACAUGAUUGGUCAUAUGGAGACGGCCCAGAAUCGGAUGGCUUCCAUUAUACUUGGCUUUAAGGAGGCACUCUUAGAGGAAGCCGAAAAGAAAAAGGAUACGCGAAACUGGAAGAUUAUCCUGCUGCGGAUACUGGUAAACUUUCUCAUCCUGGGACUGCUAGUCAUCUCCGCAUACGAGGUCAUUCUGGUUGUGAAACGCUCGAUGGACAUCAAGGAAUCGGAUUCGUGGUGGAGACGUAACGAAAUCACCGUCGUCAUGUCGCUCAUCUCGUUCUUCUUCCCGAUGAUAUUUGAGGCCCUCGGCAUUAUGGAGUACUACCAUCCAAGGAAGCAGCUCCGCAUACAGCUCGCCCGGAUCAUGGUGCUAAACAUGCUGAAUCUAUACUCACUUAUAUUCGCUCUGUUCGAUAAAAUUGCGCACAUGACGGGGGAGUUGCGAAGAAUGAAACCAACCAACUUUACCUCCUCGGCUUCUUCGUGCUUUCUACCGGAAGCGGGUGCUAGAUGGAAUGUUACACCUCCCGGUGAGCUGCAUUCUGAGCGAUCGCUCCUGUUGGAUAUGUUGGCGGAUUUCAACCGUAGUGGUGUUGGACCGGGCACAAUGUUGGCUAAUGGAAGUAACUGCUUUCGCGUUCCUUUUAACUGCACGGAUGUUACUAGUACGGCUACACUCUUGACUACACUACUACUGACAAGCAUGUCCACCACGACCCUUCCAGAGCAAUCUAGCCCAACGACGGCUAUAGCAUCGAGUGAGUUACCGACGACUAGCUUCUAUCAGACCACAUGGAAAGCAAAUCGUUCGCCUUAUGACGGGUACGAUUACGACGAGGAGGAUAUGGAUUAUUAUUUGGAGUAUCGCGCUCGUCUUCUGCCCAAUGACAAACUAGAGGGCGUGCCCAUCAAUAAACGUGAAGCUGUUUACGAUGGCAUCAGUCGCAGCGACACCACCAUUAGUGAAGCUGAUAACAACUUUACGGACAAUCUUACAACAGUUCAGAGCACUGCUGUACCGACAGUUAGCACGGAAGACUUUCAAACUAUGACGUACACCGAACUACACAGUUACGUCACUGGGAGAUAUAAUGAUUUUUUGGCCUCUUAUUACUACGACUCGGAAGGGGAUGACGGCCUAGAGCAAACGGAAAGCGACGAUGAAGAAGAAGAGUACAGACUAAAUCAAUUUUUAACAUCGGAAGAAGCGAACGGUUUCCAAACUCCCUCAACUACCGAACAUUUCGAAUUGGUACCGGAUGUUACAACAGAACUUUUUCGCAGCACAGUGUCCAUCGAAGAUUAUUCAACCACUCCCGGAGACCUCCACUCAACUGCAGAACAGCUGGCAACAGAGUCUACCACAGACGAGAAUGGCGAAAAGUUUUCUACCACAGAAAUGGACAAAUCGCCCACUGCACAGUACGACAGCGAUGUUACGUCGCAGUUUUACGAAUUGGACGAAAAUAUCUAUGCAACCACCUCCGAGACAUCAAUCAUUGAAAAGGAAACGUCUCAAACGUAUAGCAGCAGCGAAGGAGAAUCUUUGUCAACUACUGAAACACCAAGUCCGUGCUAUCGUUGGGUAUGUCUACCGGGCAACUUGCAGCACCCAGAGGGUCAAGACAGCAAGUAUCGAAACGCAGACAUCCGUUCAUUGUGCUGGGAAACGAUGUUUGGACAAGAGUUGGCAAAACUAACCGUUAUGGACUUGCUGGUGACGAUUGUGUCGACUCUGGUUUUGGAUUUUCUGAGAGCGCUCUUCGUGCGGUUUAUGAACAGUUGCUGGUGCUGGGAUUUGGAGAAGAAGUUUCCCAAGUAUGGAGAUUUCAAGAUAGCAGAAAAUAUUUUGCAUCUCGUUAAUAACCAAGGGAUGGUAUGGAUGGGCAUGUUCUUUUCGCCCGGUCUAGCCGUGUUAAACAUCGCUAAGCUGGUGAUCAUACUGUAUCUGCGCUCUUGGACCGUUCUAACCUGCAAUGUUCCACAUGAAGUCGUAUUCCGAGCUUCUCGAUCGAACAACUUCUACUUCGCACUGCUACUGACCAUGCUCUUCCUUUGUGUGCUUCCCGUAAGCUACGCCAUCGUAUUCCUUGAACCAUCAUGGCACUGUGGACCGUUCUCAAACUCGAACCGCAUAUAUCAUCUUCUCACGAACGCUACCGAGCAAAUCAUACCGGAGAUGAUCACCAAGUACAUCGUGUCACCGGCCGCCGUCAUUCCACUGCUCGUUCUGCUCAUCCUGAUUAUCUACUAUCUAAUCUCCCUCACCGGUUCGUUGCGUGAAGCGAACCAAGAUCUCAAGUUACAGUUGCGCAAAGAACGAACCGAAGAGCGAAGAAAAAUGUUUAAAAUUGCUUCAAGCACCCAGCAACAAACACCGGGUACUGGAAUGGCUGGUAUCAAUGGACUAUCCAGCUCCUGGCAUAAAGUGCUCGAUUCCACGCAACUCCGUCUUCAAUCGACGACGGAUAAUGCAACUGACUCGGAGAACUCCAGCUCUAAGCGUAAGGAACUGCUACAGCGCAUGAUGAAGAAGGCACUACAGAAGGAAAGCUCGCUCGGUACGGAAGGAGAGCCUGCUACUGCAGGACAGCAAAAUUUGACUGCCGAAUCGCCAUUACCGAUCUCACCGCCUGUCAUUGGAACGAUUAAUGAAAAGAAUCGGUCCUCUGGACAGGUUAAACCCAAGCCCAAGGACGCUAAGGAUGCUACCGACACGGAUGUGUUUCGUUUCGAUCGCCGUGCAGUAGAACAGAUGAAUCGUCAAGAUGGAGAGGCAGAACCGGGCCAAGGUGCUAAUGAUGGAGAAACUGGUAGAAAAAAGUUCGAAAAAACUCGCCCUUCAACGGCGGAACGGUUCCGAAUGGCGGCGCAGGCCGAACGACGGCGCACCCAAAGCAAACUGGCAGCAGGGAAGAUGGCGGACAAAACAGCCGAUUGGAUUGAAAAGAUUCCAGUCAUUACGAUCAGCAAAACAUCGAGCGAUGAGUGCAUCAUCGAUUCUGAUCUGGAGGAUCCAUACGAUCCUGCUAUUACGACGACAACGGAAUUGACUCUCGAAAGACGACCGGGCCGUUCGUCGUCAAACAAGAAACCGUCUACGGCAAGCUAA
Messenger RNA from Anopheles marshallii, 4164 nucleotides. Its product is annotated as transmembrane channel-like protein. NCBI's taxonomy places the organism in Eukaryota, Metazoa, Arthropoda, Insecta, Diptera, Culicidae. Bases 1 to 4164 code for a protein of 1387 amino acids. Gene Ontology annotation, molecular function: mechanosensitive monoatomic ion channel activity. The transcript has 8 exons. Gene Ontology annotation, cellular component: plasma membrane. The record is from RefSeq and is a predicted model, not a curated record.